Molecule: messenger RNA, 1704 nt
Organism: Paramecium tetraurelia
Lineage: Eukaryota; Ciliophora; Oligohymenophorea; Peniculida; Parameciidae
Exons: 5
Source: RefSeq, a predicted model, not a curated record
AUGAACUCAUCAUCAAGCAGUCAACUGCUUCAGAAACUCUAAAAUCUAUACUCGAGCAACAACAAAAUAAGUGAACAUUCAGUCUCUCCUUUGUAACCAAAACAGUUUGCCUGUAGAGAAUUCAACUAAUUACUUGAGAAAUCAUCCCCUAUGCCUUAUUUGCAAGUUAAAUAAUUGGAUGUUGAACAAUGGACAGAAAGACUGCUUAAGCCAAGUGAUAAGGCUUCGUGCUCUUCAUUUACUCAAAAUGAGAAUGUGUUUGACAUCCAUCUCCAAAAAUAUUCCUAAAUUUCAAGCAUUUCCACAUCAACUUUCCCUGUGUUAGUAUAAAUUGAGAAGAAGGUCAAAUUAUUGAAAUAUGCUAAAGAGAAUGAUCAUAAUACGUGUGCAGCCAUAAUUGCUAAAAUGAAGCUUUUCUGUUUAGAUAAUGCACAAACGUGUUAUGACUUUUAUAGAAGUACAGAUCUGAUCUUACUGAAGUAUAUGAUCUUUCUCUUAAUACAAGAACUAAAUUAACGACCUAAACUUGAGAGAUAAGAAAAUAGUCAUGAUUAAACAUCUUAAUUCUCAUCUAUGGUUAAAGAUAUCGUUAAUAUAGUGUCUGAAAUCAUAGAAGAAGUGAAAUCUAAAUCAUUCUCAGGAUCACAAAUAGAUGUGUUGAAUAAACAAUUAGCCAAAAUAUAAAACAAGUUCAAACCUGAUCCCAACAGUACACAAAAGUCUUUUAAUAAAUCACAUCAUCAUCGAAUUAGUAGCUGCAAUUUCGAGACCUGCAAAACCCCCAUUUCAAAUAAAAAGAGCAAUAAAGACUCCUACAUUAGCAGUGAUAAAUUUAAGUCGGCAUAAUAGCCUAAUAAUGGAUCUGGCUCCUAAAAGAUCAUUUAGUUUUAGAUGGACGAAUUGGAAUAGAAAAAGUAACUUAUAAGCAAAUUAAAUGAACAAAUCUCUAAAUUACAGAAUACAAAUUAAUAAUAUUAGACGUAACUUUAAGAUCUAAAUGGGUAAAUUACGUCUAUAAAGCAUGAGCUGAAAUUAAAAGAUGAAGAAAUUGAAAACCUAUCCUAAUCUUUGGAGACUUUAAAUUAGAAUGAUAUAAUCCAUCAAGAAGAAAAGGAAUAAUACAAUACUCUAUUUCGUGAAUACGAAGAUGAAAAUGCUUAAUUGAAAUCGAGUUUGGAACAUUUCUAAAAUACACUUGAGUUAUGUUAACAACAAUUUGAGAAUUAAAAACAAGAGACAUUCGCUUAUUAUUAAGCCUAAUGCAAUUAAAUUUAAUAAAAUAAGGAGAAAGAACUUAAUCAUCUAAAACAUGAAUUAAAUGAAAAUUAAGCUAUUAUUAAUCAUUUACUAGGAGAUGCUCUGUACUUUGGCAAAUAGUACAAAAGUCUUGUGGAUAAAAUAGAUAAUUUGAACCCCGAGUCUAUCGCCAUCGACUUAAAUCAACUUUAAAAGGAAUUAUUCUAUUCUGAAAACGCUCUCAAUGCUAAACUAAAUGCCAUAUCUAAUUUUUCAGACAAUUUAUUAUUUAAUGCUGGGUAAGAAUAUUUGUCUCAAAGUCUACCCUAGCAUUAAAUGAUAAAUCCUUAGGGAAUACCUAAAUCUAAUAUGCAAUAACAGAACAUCAGCAAAGCACAAAAAAAGCAAUUUGAAAUUAUGGAAAUGCUUCUGAUUCAGAGUCAAGUGUUAGAGAAGUUUUUAAUCUGA